CCCGAGCUGACCACCAAUCCUCCCGCACUCGCCAUCUUCAGUACUCUCCUCCCUCUCAUCCUCUUAUCCUCCUCCUCCUCCUCCUCCUCAUUAAUCAGUGCUUGUGGUGGCUCGCCAUCUCCCCUUCUCACCCACCACAGCCUCAAUCCUUCCACCAUGCUCCGCCGCUGGCCCCCGCCCGCCUGUCCCCCCUCACCCCCAUCGGCCUCAGCUUCCCUCCCAGUCACACCACGCGACCCGCCAGCCUGCAACCCACCGCCCCCGUCGUCCCACCCACCGGCACACCCUCAUGCCCACACCCACGCCCACGCCCAUUCACACUCUCAUUCUCAAACCGCCGCCGCUCCCGUUAAUAUCCCCGCACAGGCUCUCUCGCCGCCCACACCAGCACCCAGCCCCACUCCGACAGAGCGCUGGGCCUAUGCCGCGCUCGCCCCCCAACUAGGAGGCGAGGACCACGAUGAGCCUGAGAGCGCCGACAAGAGGCUCGCAUCCGCCCUCAUGACACAGUUCCGCGGCCUCCCACAAACAGAGCGCUUCGCCUUCCUCUCAUCCCUUGUUGGCGAGCUGCAGCUCAGCGAGGCCCUUGCCGUCUCGAGCAAGAUAUCACCCCGCCUUAAACGUGACUUCCUCACUGACCUCCCCGUCGAACUAGCCCUGCACUGCGUCAGCUUCAUCGACGACCCGCGCACUCUGGCUUCCGCCAUGCGCGUUUGCAAGUAUUGGCACGACCUUCUCCAAGACGAACGGUUAUGGCGCGAAAUGCACACGCGUCAAUUGUUCCGUCCCAAGCUGUCUGCGUCUCAUACACCUCAGCCGCCGCCCAGCGCUGCCUACGCAACCACCACCCAGAGCCGACUCGAGCGUGGAGCCAGGCCGCCACGCAACAGCGCCGCGGCCUGGGGCAAGCGCUCCCUCCCAAAGCGCUCGGCGCCACAAGCACGCUCUUACCGCGAAAAGUUCCGUGACGCCUACCUUACCGAGAACAACUGGCUCAGCGGCGGGCGCCUCCUCACCAUGCACUGUUCCAUGGGCGACUCUGUUGUUACUUCACUCGUCGUCAACGAGGAGUACAUUGUCAUAGGCAUGGCCAAUUCCAAGAUUCACGUCUUUGACGCUGGCACCGGUCACUACGUGCAGUCUCUGCUGGGGCAUGAGCAAGGUGUUUGGGCUCUGGUUCUCGUGUCCCCGCACGCUCGCAGCCGCACCGCGGUCCCACUCAAACGGCAGGAGAGCGUUCGCCGGGCCUCGUUCACUGGCACGCGAGCGUCGGCCGAGCUGUCUUCCGACACCGUCCCCGUGUACCGCUCGACGUCGUCCAACGGCAGCGAGCGCUCGCCGAGCAACAGCCGCGCGACAAAGCGUCUCAACUCGAGCGACGUGUGCGGUGCCGCCGCCAGCUGGAGCGGCAUAAAGCGUACUCUUGUCGUGUCCGGUGGUUGCGAUCGCGAGGUCCGCGUCUGGGACAUUCUCACGGGAGAGCCGGUCUGGACGUUGCAGGGUCACUCGUCUACCAUCCGAUGCCUCAAGGUUUUGGACGGCCGGCCGAUUGCUAUCUCGGGUUCGCGCGACUACACACUGCGCGUAUGGGACAUUGACCGCGGACGUAUGCUACGUGUGCUUGAAGGGCACAGUCAGAGCGUCCGAUGCCUCGAAGUUGCGGGCAACCAGGUCGUUAGUGGCAGUUACGACUACACUUGCCGACUCUGGGACAUUGACACUGGCGAAUGCCUUCAGGUGUUCCGGGGCCACUACCACCAAAUCUACGCUGUUGCGUUUGACGGCGAGCGCGUGGUUUCGGGGUCCCUAGACUCAACCGUGCGCGUCUGGGACGCCGGCAGCGGCGAGUGCCUUGCGAUUCUGCAGGGGCACACGUCACUUGUAGGCCAGCUCCAGCUCAGCGGUGACCGACUGAUCACCGGUGGCUCAGAUGGGCGCGUGAUCGUCUUCGACCUGAAUGACUACUCGUGUGUGCACCGCCUAUGUGCGCACGACAACUCCGUUACAUGCCUCCAAUUUGACGACCGCUUCAUUGUGAGCGGCGGCAACGACGGGCGCGUCAAGCUGUGGGACAUUCACACUGGCACUUUCAUUCGUGAGCUCACGAGCCCAUGCGAGGCCGUGUGGCGCGUCUGCUUCCGCGACGACAAAUGCGCGAUCCUGUGCCAGCGCAACGGCCGUACCGUUCUGGAAGUACUCGGCUUCAGGCCGCAGGACGAGACCGUCCGCGCCUCCUACUCGCGCACUCCAGACUGGUGAACACUCACUACUACACUCUCAUUAGAUCCAACCAUACCCUUAUCCCCGCCUACAAUCUACACCACCGCCUCCCAUUGUGCAUCCCGUGCACUGUCUUGGCCAUUGUACCCCGCCAUACUGUUGCGCAUGUCAUGUUGUCUCAUGUUGUCGC
Molecule: messenger RNA, 2410 nt
Organism: Cutaneotrichosporon oleaginosum
Lineage: Eukaryota; Fungi; Basidiomycota; Tremellomycetes; Trichosporonales; Trichosporonaceae
Biological process (GO): transcription initiation at RNA polymerase II promoter
Cellular component (GO): transcription factor TFIID complex
Molecular function (GO): protein binding; RNA polymerase II general transcription initiation factor activity
Source: RefSeq, a predicted model, not a curated record